UUUCCACACACACUCCCCCACAUAACUACCCAACACGUAACCUCUCUCUCUCUCUCUCUCUCUCUCUCUCUCUAAAAAUGCUCCUCAAAACUACCGCUACCACCAUUGCUACACCUCCUCUGUUCUCCCUCUUCAAACCCUCUUUCUCUGUCUCCAAACUACCCCUCCUCAAGCCCUUCAAUUCCCCCUGCAACCCCACUCUCAAACCCUCCACUCUCAGGAUGAGCUGGCUCAACAAACUGGGAUUCGGUGCCCGUUCUCCCAGCGACUCCCCCGUGGAUUCCUCUACCUCCUCCAUUGCCCAGGGCCCAGAUGACGAUAUCCCCGCUCCGGGUCAGCACUUCGCCCAAUUCGGAGCGGGUUGCUUCUGGGGUGUCGAAUUGGCCUUCCAGAGGGUGCCCGGGGUUACCAAGACUGAAGUUGGGUAUACUCAGGGGUAUUUGCAUAAUCCCACUUACGAGGAUAUCUGUUCGGGUACCACCAAUCAUUCGGAGGUGGUCCGGGUACAGUAUGACCCCAAAGAGUGUAGCUACGAUACUCUGCUUGAUGUUUUCUGGGCGAGACAUGAUCCCACAACCCUCAAUCGCCAGGGGAAUGACGUAGGAACUCAGUACAGAUCUGGGAUUUACUUCUACACACCUGAACAAGAGAAAGCGGCCCUCGAAUCCAAAGAAAGGCAACAAAAAGUUUUGAACAGGAAGAUUGUUACCGAGAUACUGCCCGCCAAGAAAUUUUACAGAGCUGAAGAGUAUCACCAGCAGUAUCUUGCCAAGGGCGGUCGAUUCGGUUUCAGGCAAUCAACUGAGAAGGGCUGCAACGAUCCCAUUCGGUGCUACGGCUGAGAAUCCUAAUAAUUGUAUUGGUUCCCAGUUCCAUGAUGUUUGUAGUAUGUCAAUAGUUUGAGUUUGUGCUUCUCUCAUUCAAAAUCUUAAGCACUUGUUUCUUGAAAUCUUGCCUUGACAUUUUAAUGUAUAUGUGAUGAUGGAUUGCUAUGAGAUUGUAAUAUAUUAACUUUUAACUUA
Sesamum indicum (sesame) is the source of this 1022-nucleotide messenger RNA. Its product is annotated as peptide methionine sulfoxide reductase A1-like. Gene Ontology annotation, cellular component: cytoplasm. The record is from RefSeq and is a predicted model, not a curated record. Gene Ontology annotation, molecular function: peptide-methionine (S)-S-oxide reductase activity. Gene Ontology annotation, biological process: cellular response to oxidative stress. NCBI's taxonomy places the organism in Eukaryota, Viridiplantae, Streptophyta, Magnoliopsida, Lamiales, Pedaliaceae.